Messenger RNA from Geodia barretti, 3327 nucleotides. NCBI's taxonomy places the organism in Eukaryota, Metazoa, Porifera, Demospongiae, Tetractinellida, Geodiidae. The record is from the annotation of a GenBank genome assembly.
AAGUGGGCCGGCUCGCCCGCAAGCGUUCCAGACGUUGCCCCCGUGUGUGUGUAUAGACGGUGUACUGCAGUCCACCCGAAAAAGCGCUGCCUUUGUGUAUGUGUGUAUAAACCAGUUGGUGGCGGCGUGGGUCGGUCGUGCUGAACGUGUGCUUCCCGCGUCAUCGUGAACAAGUCGAGAAGUCUGGUUCUCUUGUCCGGCGACACUCCGUACGCAACCCGCUGUCAGUUCGCUUCGUGCGCGUGCGACCAGUGGAGACCAGUUGUCUGUUUGUUGUGUGGUGGAGAGAGAGUCCGAGGUGCCGUGUAGAUGGAAGACAAAAUGGACGAUUCAGAUCUUGCUCUCGAGCAGGCCCUCACCAAGAUAGACUCGGGAGACGACCUGACCAGCGGCAGCGACCGCGAGACGGAGGAGACGCCCGCGCCCGUCGUCGUACGCCGGGUGCCGAACGGGGAGACGGGUGUGCUGAGCGGCGGCAGCUUCCAGGAAGAAAGUCCCGAGCGAGUCCUGGAGGACGGAGGGAGUGGUGGAGGAGGUGGAAGCGGCGCGGGAGAACAGCAGCGAGCCGCGGUGGACGCGGGGCAGUCCGAUCUUCUACACAUCCCGCGCUCGCAGGUGACGCUGGACAUGGUAUUCCGCGACUACAAGCUAUUCACCAUGUUUCGGCGGUUUCUCAAAGACCAGUGCAUUCUGAGGAACCUCAACUUCUGGCUGGCCUGCAAGCACUACCACGAGCUGCCUCGAGAAAAACUGUUCAACGUCGCCGAAGCCAUCUACGCCAAGUACAUCAAGAUGACAGCGCCGCAGCUAGUCCAAGUCAAACAGAACACCAAACGCACCAUCAAGAGCAUUCUCGGCCUCAACCCCAAGACUCUGUCAAACUCACUCUUCAAGCCGGCCCAGAACGAAGUGUGGGACAUAAUGACGCAGAACGAACUGCGGCAGUUUCUCGCUUCCGACGUGUUUGGGGAGAUGUUUGGGGAAUUGGAUGACUCCAUGAGUAUGGAGCUUGCCUUCACGCCGGUUGGUGGGAUCCUGCGUGGUGCCUCUCCUAUGAUGCACCAGUCCAGCUCUGAGGACUCUGUCUCUGUCACUAGCUGUUCAACUGAUGGCGGUGGAAGUGAGUUGGGAAGGUCUCGAGGUCAUCGACUGAGACUCCCCUACCACAGGAGUCACCGGGCCUGUAGUUCAGACACUGAGACCAAGAAUUUUCGGAGUCACCACGUGGCGGGGCCGCUGGCAAAGAAAGAUAAACCGGUGACGAGAGAAGAUUUCGUGGCCAUGGUCAGCGAGAGACUAAUGGCGGUGGCAAAGGACAGGGAGACCAUGAAAAAGAGGGCCCAAGACCAGGCCAGACAACAGGGAAAGUCCUACGAAGAAAUCAUGGCCAUCGACUGGUACGACCUCCCGAACUCUAUCAAAUACGACAGGUUCCUCGACUCCGCCCCUCCUCCCAUGGUCAGUGGAGACUCGCCCCGUGGCGGCGACCUUUCACCUCUGCACAGCCCCAGUCUCGCACCCUACGCGAACCCUCAGUCCAAACUGGCAAUAGAGCAGGGUCAACUUGCGCAGCAUGAGAUCCAAGACGCCCUCAAGGACCUCGAGAUCACCAAUCAGGUCAGCCGGAAUCGGAGACAUCUCGGGCACCCCAAAUCCUCCAGCACUGCGUCGUCGAUUCUCUCGUACACGUCUGACUCCGGGGUGGGUGACUCCGUCCAGUGGGGUACCACGCCAUCGAGCAUGGUGGCGUCCAGUCGGCACGUGCAGCGGUUCGUGGAGGGGCAGAAUCUGCUACUCAGCAAGACACCUCAGAGGGAUAUUGCAGCUAAGGCAGCAGCUAUUACUCUAAUCAACAGCUCUCCUCACGCGGAGGAUCUGUCGCACUGUCGUGUCCAAUCGCUCAGCGGUCGCCAUCGGUUACCGCCACACCAGCUACACACGCGAACGGCCAAUUACCCGGGGGCUUACUCGAGCGACGACAGCGGGUCGUUUAUCACAAUCACGAGUGAGUCCGACCUCUUCAUCCCGAGACGAUUUUCUGCCGCCAACUACUCCGAAUCAGAUGAACCUCAUCAUUUCCCGAGCAGGAUGCCUCAUCGACAGUUGAGCCGGCCCAGACGCACCGGAUUCAAAAUGCACCAAACUCCGCCCAUCGUCGAGCCAAGCCACACACCCACGUCGCACUCGCAGAUGCCCCGCCCGGCUGCUCCGCCCCAGCAAGCAGCCGGUAUCCUGGUUGUAUACGAUAUUGUGGAGAUGCCGGCGCAGGAUUCGAAGAGGACUCCGUUUAUAAAGAAACACCACUCGAGUACCGUCACUCUCGGAGAAUUCAAGGAGAAGAUAUUCAACAGAAAGGGAGAAUACAGAUUCUUCUUCAAGACAGUGUACGAAGGAAUUGAGGGGCCACUAAUGGAGGAGAUAUCAGACGAGGAGACCGUCCUCCCACAGUUCGAAGGUCGCAUCAUCGCCAGAGUGGAGUCCGUAGUAUAGCCACGCCCCUUUCUCCACCCCCAUCUUCUCUUUGUCUCUCUCUUCCACAAGAUACCACCCCAGGAUUUAACCUCUGACCCCACCAGAACUGGAACGAAACUUUCACCAGGAGACAAUUGCCGUAUUUAUUGUCAGGGGCCCUUGCAAUUUCUCACCUUCGCUUUUUUCCCUGAGUCAAAAUUAUUCAUCUUUCUCUGUACUUUUUCUUUAUAAUUUUUAAUGAAUGUUACUUGGCUCGUCUUGUCUUGCUUUGUAUAAUCAAUUAUGACAUUUUCUUUUGUUUGCCGUUUGUUUAUUUGUUGUUUUGUUUGUUUGUUUGUUGUCUGGCACAGAGUCACCAGCACCUACCCCAUCUCAUCAGAUUGUUUCAAUUUCUUAUUUAUAUUAUACCUACAUACGUACUAUUGAUAUGACUGUGAAUAACACUUGUCAAAUGUCAACGUAGACACAAAACGAUUUGCAACACAGAUGUAUACGCUUCCAAAUUCACAACUGACAGAAUGACUACCUAUAUAUACACAACCUUACAAUAGUAGCAUGGGGUGGGAAAGGUUUCAAGAGAGAACUGUUUUGAUUCAGUUGCAAGUAAAAAUUCUUUAUUAUACAGAAUUGUCCACAAAUUUACCGCGAAGACUUAAGGAAAAGGCCCUAAAGCUUUGUGCAAAACUAUAAUUAUAUUGCUUAAGGAUCCUCUGAAUAGAUCAGAGCAUAGCUGAGAUGAGUAGGUUUUGUCCUGUGAGAGAUGGUUUGGAAGAGUGAUUGGGUAGUCCUGUGAGAGAUGGUUUGGAAGAGUGAUUGGGUUUGGUCUCUAGUCAGAUUUGUAGGGCUGUCUGUUAG